AUGUUUCCCCAGCGUAAAGUGGGCCGAAAUUCUUCAGGGGAAGAAGAGAUGGAUGAUCAGCGCAGACUGCUGGAUUUCUCCCGAAAUCCUCAGAUCAUCUUACACCGAAUAGACCACGAACUGGGUCAUGUUUGGAAAGAAGAGGCUUUCUCACACCAGCAGCUCUGUAAACAGGAAAGGCAUUCCAAUUUGGACCCGGAAGAACCAGAACAUCUUCAGAUGAAAGAGGAGGAGCGAGAGCCAGAACAUCCCCGUAUUAAGGAGGAACCAUUAGAAUUUUGCAAAAGUGAGCAUGAAGAGCAGCUUGAACUGAAGCAGGAGAAUGAAGAUACAUUUAUGUCGACUCCAACUCAUGAGGAAAAUAACCACAUUAAACCAGAACCAAUCAACAACCAAAUCAUCUCUCAGGACUUUAAUGAAACUGAGAACCAGGAUGAAAAAGUAAACCAUCAUAAAAACUCAUAUGUACAGAGGAAAAUUCACAGAGGGAAGAGGCCUUUUCUGUGUAUGACAUGUGGAAAGAGUCAUGCAAAAAAAUCWGACUUGACAUCUYACUUGAAAACGCACACAGGUGAGAAACCUUUUGCCUGUAAUACGUGUGAAAAAACCUUCAAAAGAAAAAAUUCACUAACUAUGCACAUGAAUAUUCACACGGGGCAGAGGCCUUUUGCCUGUAAUGCCUGUGAYAGAACGUUCAUUAGAAAAGAUGCCUUAAAUGUACACAUGAAGGUUCACACUGGGGAGAGGCCUUUUCUCUGUGCGACAUGUGGAAAAGGUUUUCUUAAAAAGAUAGAUUUAGCAGUUCACGUGAGAAUUCACACAGGUGAGAAGCCUUUUUUGUGCARGACCUGUGGGAAAAGGUUCAAUCGAAAAUUUGUGUUGAUGGAUCACAUGAGAAUUCACACAGGUGAGAAGCCUUUUAAAUGUCUGUCCYGUGGAAAAWGCUUCAAUCGUAAAUCUGGCUUUUAUAUGCACAGCAAAAUUCAUACAGGUGAGAGRGAUUUUUCUUGUGAGAUUUGUGGCAAARGUUUUAUUCAGAAAAUUAAUUUGUCUCGCCACAUGAUGUGUCACACAGAUGAAAGGCMCUUUCCCUGUAGUACCUGUGGAAAACAGUUCAGAUCAAAACAUACAUUGAGCAGCCACAUGAGAGUUCACGCAAGCGUGAAACCCUUUUYGUGUGUGASUUGUGGAAAAAAGUUUAAUAAAAAGCAAAAAUUAAUGACUCRCAUAAGAAGUCAUACAGGUGAAGAGCCCUAUUUGUGUGCGAUCUGUGGAAAGGCAUUCAGUGAUUGCAGUUCACCGAAAUCUCACUUUGCAGCUCACACAAAYGAAAACCAUUUUYCAUGUUUGAUAUGUGGGAAAAGUUAYAUGAGAAACACAGAAUUGACAUUUCACAUGAAAACCCACACAGGUGAGAAUCUUUUCAAAUGUCUGUUCUGUGGAAAAGACUUUGCUAGAAAAGCUUUUUUGGAUCGGCAUGUCAGAACUCACACAGGAAAGAAACCUUUCUCUUGUACAAUUUGCGGCAUAGGUUUCAGUCAAAAAUGUUUCUUGACUUCUCACAUGAGGAUUCACCCAGAAGAAAUAUUUUUUCCCUGUGAUACCUGUAAAAAACCUUUCCGAUCAAAAGAUUUAUUGAAUGAACACAUGAGAGUUGAGACAUGCAAGAUGCCCUUCUCRUGCGUGAUUGGUGGGAAAAAGUACAGCGUCUUUAGAAUUACAGAGACCGUAAGCCCAAAAGGAAUAGCCAGAAAACCAGAGGAGCCUUAAGUAACAGUUACAGUAUUAUGUAAAAGGCCACAUAUUUGUUUUUGUCAGAAAUCUUACUGCAAUGGUGUUUAAAAUUUAAGUUUGGCAGAUGUGUGUUGGGAGAACCACUGAGCUGAAGAACUAAGAUCUAAUAGGAAAACUAUCCAGUCAGACAUUUACUGUUGUUGAAACUAGYAACACUUUGUUUUUAAUUAMAUUUGUGUUUUAACAAUGCAACUUGUUCAUUUCUUUAAUUAAACCUUAAAGUUAGAUAAUAGGGAAUUCACAAAGUGGCACUGUGUGGUUUAUAAACUGAUGUUUAUCAUUGUUUUUGCUUGAUUUUAUUUGGACUUGGAUUAUAAUACUAUAGUCUUGAUGUUGAGUCUUAUUUUUUUCCUCUGUGUGAAAAUAAUUUGGUCAAAUCUCUUUAAAAUGAAGCCUCUUCGGUCUUUGAGGCGGCUCACUUUAUUCUCAUAAAUGCUACUUAAAUCACCACAGUAGUAGUUUAUUACUUCUAAAAGUUGCAACGUCCUUUUGGACAUGUGUUAAUUGUCUGAUAAUUUGCAGCCAAAAUGUACAAUAAAUAAAUUCUAAAAAAAUAAAUGCUGAACAAACUCUGUGCAAAUUACAGUAAUUUCAUUAACUGAGUCAUUACAAACAAAAAAUGCCGAACUAGAUGUCAAGAAUUGAUCUAUUUCUGAAAAUGUUUCCUAAAUUGAACAUUUUUUCCUGAGGUGAAUCUGGUGAACAGCUGGUGCAUUUUUUUCUGUUGUGAACGAGUUUGUGCUUUAAUUUUGCUCAAUACUGUAAACGAUUUAGAACUGCGAAAMCGUCAAACAUAUGCAUUCAGUGCCGGAUGGUUAUUUAUCUCACUUAUUACUGUAGAUGUAGAUUUCUAGUAGCCAUAAAGAAAAGAAAAUACUGUCACCUGGGAACUGUGUUAAUGAAAACAUGUUUCUAAACGUGAGGUUUCAUUAUGAUGACGCUUCCAUUCACAGAUUCAGAGCAAAUAACACGCUUUUGUUGGUUAAUGAGRUUUUGYGGUUUGUAUUCAUUGCUUUGAGAAAUUAACAUUUUAUGUUUGGCUGUUGUGCAAAUAUUAAUGUGAGAAAUGUCCCAAAGCCACUGAAGGAAAAACUGUGAAGCCAAAAUUCCUCGAGAUCUGUAGAACUUCAUCUCAUUAUGUUACACAUUGUAUUUGUCAUUUUUUAUGUUUUUGAGUUCUUAAAGGGAGUUUAGCAUUUCUCAUUACUGGAUGUAAAAUAUUUUGCUAUGGUUUAUUUAUUUUUUGUUAGUAAA
This is a messenger RNA of Poecilia reticulata (guppy), 3048 nucleotides long. RefSeq lists its product as uncharacterized. Lineage: Eukaryota; Metazoa; Chordata; Actinopteri; Cyprinodontiformes; Poeciliidae. Gene Ontology annotation, biological process: regulation of transcription by RNA polymerase II. The record is from RefSeq and is a predicted model, not a curated record. Gene Ontology annotation, cellular component: nucleus. Gene Ontology annotation, molecular function: RNA polymerase II cis-regulatory region sequence-specific DNA binding; DNA-binding transcription activator activity, RNA polymerase II-specific.